Messenger RNA from Aureobasidium musti, 3180 nucleotides. Lineage: Eukaryota; Fungi; Ascomycota; Dothideomycetes; Dothideales; Saccotheciaceae. The record is from the annotation of a GenBank genome assembly.
AGUCGACAUUCACACACGAUGCCUGCUGCCGUCGCUACCAACGGCGCGAACGAAGGCCGUCAGGUCAAGCGUCAAAGGACGACUCAACAUGAAGACGCAGUCGUCAAGAGCCAGAGACAGCCCGGCUCUUCGCGACUUUUGCGCCGUACAGGUAUCGCCCUCGGCAAGACAACCUUCCAACUCACCACCUCGGUCGGUCGCAGUCUCCAGACCUACGAUUUGCGUCGCGGUCUCAAUCUCGUCUUCAUCACCCGCCCUCAGACUCCCGAAUUCAUCACUGCAAGCAUAGCGAACAAGGACCUGGUAUACGCAGCAUGGGGUGGACAGUCGCCCGAGUCGGAACGCGGUGUCUGGAUUUUCAAGAGAGGCAAGAAGGUCGCUGAGUUGGAGAUGCCCAUGAACCACAAACACAACAUCAAGUCCUUCACCAUCUUCGGCUCCUGGAUCAUCGGUGCUUGCGACAAUCAGAUCCUCGUCUGGAAGUCGUCCAACUACGAGCUCUACACCACGCUCCAGAGCAUCACCGCUUCUUCAUUCACUGGAACCCUCAGCAGCAUGCCCACCAUGCUCAACAAGAUUGUCGCCGGAAAGGAUGAUGGUACUGUCGAGAUCUGGAACGUCUCAAGCGGAAAGCUCGUUUACUCCCUGCUCCCUCCCGCCGCCGACUACGGUGCCGUCACCGCACUACAACCCACUCCCGCCCUCAACCUCCUCGCAAUCGCCUACGAGUCCGGUCCUUUGAUCAUCCAGGACAUUCAAGCAGACAAGAAGAUUCUACAGUUCAACGCAAGCGCCCACGGCACAAACGGCCCCUCCAUCACCUCGAUCUCUUUCCGAACAGACGGCAUGGGCGCAGGAGACGAUGGUAAAAGAGCUGGUGUCAUGGCUACCGCCUCGAACGAGAGCGGUGAUGUGACCCUGUGGGACUUGAACAACGGCGGUCGCAAGCAGGGUGUUCUUCGUGGCGCUCACGCUCCUCCUUCAUCUGCUUCGCCUGGCGGUGUCACAAGAGUCGAAUUCUUGCCUGGUCAAGCCAUCAUCGCUACCAGUGGUUUGGAUAACAGCCUCAAGACCUGGAUCUUCGACGAGAGCCCCUUCAACCCCGUGCCCAGGAUUUUGCACCAGCGCAGUGGCCACGGCGCUCCCGUAACUACUCUGGAAUUCCUACCCGCUGCUUCGGACGGCUCUGAUGCAAGUGGAAAAUGGCUUCUCAGUACCAGCAAGGAUCGCAGCCUGUGGGGCUGGAGUUUGAGACGUGAUGGCCAGAGCACCGAGCUUUCGCAGGGCAAUGUUACCAAGAAGGCCAGAAAGCAGGGCAUUCUUUCUUCAGAAGGCAGAGACACUAUCGAGGCACUCAAGGCUCCCCCAAUCACUGCCAUUGCUUGUUCGCUCAAUCGCGACGGUGGCAUGGGCUCUAUGCCUGGCAAAUUCCCCAUCUGGCAAUCCGGUAAGGGCAAGACGAAGAACAGCACAGAAGCUACAAGCAUGACUGGUUGGGAAAGUGUCGUUACUGCACAUGAGGGCGACAACAAGGCGAGAACUUGGUUCUGGGGAAGAAAGAAGGCUGGCAGAUGGGCUUUCGAGACACAAGAUGGUGGUAAUGUCAAGAGCGUUGCAGUUUCGCCUUGCGGUACUUUUGCUCUGGUUGGAUCUGAGAACGGUGGCAUUGACAUGUUCAAUCUUCAGUCUGGUGGUCACAGGCAACGAUACCCGGCACGACUCACUCCUGCUCAAGCACAACAACUCAAGCAUGACUUGGCCAAGGCAGAAGAAGCCAUUGCUCCGGCAGCAGAGGCUGGCAAGAAGAAGUUCUACCGUGGACAGGGCAAGCACACUGCUGCUGUUACUGGUCUGGCUGUCGACAACCUCAAUCGCACCGUCAUUAGCUGCAGUAUCGAUGGAAAAAUCAAGUUCUGGGACUUCAUGAGCGGAGCUCUCAAGCACGAGAUUGACUGGUCUGGAGCCGUUCGAAUCACAGGUCUGAGACUGCACCGUGGAUCAGAACUCGCCACCUUCACUUGUACUGACGGUUGUGUGCGUGUCGUCGAUGUCACCACAUUCAAGCUCAUCCGUGAGCUGAGAAUGUCACGAUCAUCACAAUCAAAGGCUUUCGACUUUGCCGACUUUGGCUUCUCCAACGACGGUCGCUGGGUUAUGGCCGCAACCUCUUCCUUCGUUUGCGCUUGGGAUCUCCCAACUGGACACUUGAUCGAUGUUUUCAAGCUCCCUUCAACAUGUAACGCUAUCAGCUUUUCACCGACUGGAGAGUAUCUAGCAACAGCCAGCGAGGAACACGUUGGUGUCGAUGUCUGGUCCAACAAGACCAUGUUUACUCACGUACCCACCCGCCACAUCAACGAGGCAGAGCUGUCAACAAUUCUUGCAAGCAAAGCCCAAGCACCUACAGUAUCAGGUGAGGGCAGUGUCAAUGUUGUCGGUACCUUGGCAAACGCUCCCGAUGCCGAGUCAGAUGAUGAAGACUAUGUCGAUGGCGACCUUGAUGCUGAUGCGGACCUGGACGACCUUUCUUCGGACCUCGUGUCAUUGUCAUUGGUACCUCGCAGCCGCUGGCAGAACUUGCUACAUCUAGACAUCAUUCGUCAACGUAACGCACCGACAGCAGCACCCAAGAAACCUGAGAAGGCACCUUUCUUCCUUCCCUCCUUGCAAGAACGACAAGCCAACCCAGCCAUUGCAAACACGAACACUACGCAAGAUCUUGCUGCUAUUGAGCAAGAGCGCAGCCGCAUCAUGAAGAUGGACCGUCAGAACACAGUCUCAAAGUUCACCUCUUUGCUGCGUGAUGCCUCUGACACAGGCGACUUUGCAUCAUUCAUCACUCAUUUGAAGAGUUUGAAUCCCGCAGCUGCCGACAUUGAGAUCCGCAGUCUGUCUUCCNCCAUCACAUCCUUCGAUCCUGAUUCGGAUGCUUGCAACGAGUUGGUCGCUUUCGUACGAGCGCUUUCUUACCUCUGCACAUCCAAGCGCGACUUUGAACUCGGCCAAGCUUGGAUGGCGGUCUUCCUCAAGGUGCAUUCCGACGUUGUGAUUGAGGAUACCGAACUCCGUGCAAGCGUCAAGGAGUGGAGAGACAGAGUUGUGGAGGAGAAGGAGAGAGUCGAGAUGUUGGCGCAGUAUUGCGGUGGUAUGGUCGGCUUCCUCAGAGCUGCCAGAGUGUAG